Molecule: messenger RNA, 2116 nt
Organism: Pongo pygmaeus (Bornean orangutan)
Lineage: Eukaryota; Metazoa; Chordata; Mammalia; Primates; Hominidae
Gene: H1-6
Product: H1.6 linker histone, cluster member
Exons: 3
Coding region: 1-669 (222 amino acids)
Biological process (GO): nucleosome assembly
Cellular component (GO): nucleosome
Molecular function (GO): structural constituent of chromatin; DNA binding
Source: RefSeq, a predicted model, not a curated record
AUGCUCUUCGCUGGUUAUUACGGCUUUCGUUUCUCUGUUGGUAUGUCUGAAACCGUGCCUGCAGCUUCUGCCGGUGCUGUUCCAGCCGCUAUGGAGAAACUUCUAACCAAGAAGCGAGGGAAGAAGCCGGCUGGCUUGACAAGUGCAAGUAGCAAAGUGCCGAACCUCUCUGUGUCCAAGUUGAUCACUCAGGCCCUUUCAGUGUCACAGGAACGAGUAGGUAUGUCUCUGGCUGCGCUCAAGAAGGCACUGGCCGCUGCUGGCUACGACGUGGAGAAGAAUAACAGCCGCAUCAAACUGUCCCUUAAGAGCUUAGUGAACAAGGGAGUCCUGGUGCAAACCAGGGGUACUGGUGCCUCUGGUUCCUUCAAGCUUAGUAAGAAGGUCAUUCCUAAAUCUGCCAGGAGCAAGACUAAAAAGUCAGUUUCCGCCAAGACCAAGAAGCUGGUUUUAUCCAGGGACUCCAAGUCACCAAAGACUGCUAAAACCAAUAAGAGAGCCAAAAAGCCGAGGGCGACAGCUCCUAAAACAGCUGUUACGAGAGGGAGAAAGGCUAAAGGAGCCAAGGGUAAGCAACAGCAGAAGAGCCCAGUAAAGGCAAGGGCUGCGAAGCCAAAAUUGACCCAACAUCAUAAAGCUAAUAUUAGAAAGGCCACAUCUAAGAAGUAAAGAGCUUUCCGGGAGGCCGAUUUGCAAAGAACCCAAAGGCUCUUUUAAGAGCCACCCACAUUAUUUUAAGAUGGCGUAACACUGGAAACUUAAGUUUCUGUGACAGUUACCUGUAGGUUUAAGUUGUGAUGCAGCUGAGUUGAAGUCUUGAGGUUGGAGAAUUAAUUCAGGCCAGGCUUCAAGACCAUCCUGGAACAUAGCCGGACUACCAUCUAUACCAGGGGUUCUUAUUCCCCCGGCCACCGACCGGUAACUGGUCCCUGUCCGUGGCACGUUACGAACUGGGCCGCACAGCUGAGGGACUGGAGUACAGUGGCAACAUGAUGGCUCAUGGUAGCCUACACUUCCCCGGAAUCAAGUGAUCCUCCCACCUCAACCUCCCAAGUAGCUGGGACUACAGUUCAGGCAGCUCAGCAAUGGCCUGUGAUUCCAGCAAUUCAAAUAGCUGGUAAGUAGUUUCUUGUUUGUUUUCUCAAAUUUUCAGGGGCUUUUCUCUACAAGCGAUUUCCAGUUCACGCACCUCCACCCAUUCUUUAUUCCUUUACCGUCAGGAAAACCCUCAGCCCUGCAUCUCUGGUCACCGGACCACCGUGGUAUGUUUACCUAUGGCCACCAGGUGUCACCCUUCUCUUUACUACCAUGGUUUGUGAAUGGUUUUGCCAGGGGUGAAUAAGAAAGAAUUUAAAAUGCAGGUCUUUGAUUUUUCAAAUGUAGUUGAUCUUAAGAAUUUAUGAAUAAAGCCAGAAAAAUUAAGCUUAAAAAACACCGAAAGAAAAUGAGGACUUAAAAUUUCUAUUAAAAAAAUUAACAGGCCACAGUUGCUGAUGUUUAGUAAAUGUGUUACCGAAAUGUGUUACUGUGAAGACUGGGGUGUUUCUUGAAAUCUCAGCCCAGGUGAAAUAAAACCAAUAUAAAACAAAUGCUUACCUAAUGAAUUAAUUGUAACAUAUUCUUUAUGAGGUAGAAGAGUAAGUGAAGCCUUAUAGCAGUCUGCUUUCAGUAUACUACAAUAUUAAGAGAGAAAGAAUUUGUCAUAUGCUUUCAGAAUGGUUUGUUGGUAAAAUAACCAGUGCCUUACAACUUAGACGACAAUGUCCCUAGAGUGAAGAAACACAAUUAAUUCGGCUACCACAGUUGAAUGAAAAUAUUCCGUAAGACAAAAUGUAAAGAAAUUAGAAGCAAAAUAAAUGUCUCCAAAAUGACAAAGCGAUUAAGUAUAUACACAGGAUGAACAAGAACAUCAAUAAAAUCAUGCAGUAUACAAUACAAUGUAAAUUUAUUAAAGUAUAUGCAUUUUUAAUGCAACAAUAAUACUAACAGGUAAUAGACAAGCUGUUAAUAGUUUAUCACUGGCUAAUUAAAUAACAGCUUUAAUUGUAUUCAUUUUAUAGCUUUUCUACAAUGAGCAUAAAUCACAUUUACUUUUUUCUACAUAACUUUUCUAACC